AUGCUUACCUCGAUCAUCGUCAAGGCCGAGAUCAUCUCACUUCGUCCGUCAAACCAUCGGCUGAUUGAAGCGAGCAUUUGUACUCUCAUCAAGUUGGGGAAAGACCGAACUCCUCGCAAGUUGGAUAUGGUCAAAGCUGGCAUCAUUGAUAGUUGUCUUGUGCUACUCCCUACUGCACCUAGUACCCUGUGCUCAACAAUAGCAGAACUUUUCCGUAUACUGACAAAUAGUAGUGCAAUUUCAAAAAGCUCAGCUGCCGCAAAAAUUGUAGAACCUCUGUUCUUGUUGUUGCUUCGGGCAGACUUCAACCUUUGGGGACAACACAAUGCGCUGCAAGCACUGGUUAAUAUAAUAGAGAAGCCGCAAAGCCUUGCAACCUUAAAACUUACCCCCAGCCAAAUCAUCGAGCCUCUGAUUACAUUUCUGGAAUCCCCAUCUCAAGCUAUCCAGCAGCUUGGGACAGAAUUGCUCUCCCAUCUGCUUGAACAAGAGCAUUUUAAGCAAGAUAUAACAACAAAAAAUGCUAUUGUGCCCCUUGUACAACUUGCAGGGAUCGGAAUAUUAAGCUUGCAGCAAACUGCAAUAAAGGCCUUGGAAAGUAUCUCUUUAAGCUGGCCAGAGGCUGUUGCUGAUGCUGGUGGUAUUUUUGAGCUUGCGAGGGUUAUUAUUCAAGAUGAACCCGAACCAUCUGACACAUUACUGGAAUCAGCAGCUCUGGUUCUCUCUAAUGUUCUGCGCUCUAAUCCAGACUAUUACUUCAAAGUUCCACUGGUGGUUCUUGUGAAAAUGUUGCACUCGGUACAAGAGGGCACAGUUAAACUUGCUCUUGAUGCACUGAUUGUUCAAGAAAAGACUGAUGCUGCAAGUGCUGAACUGAUGGUCGAAGCUGGUGCUGUAGAUCCUCUACUAGAUCUGUUAAGAUCUCAUCAAUGUGAAGAAGCCUCAGGAAAACUGAUUGAAGCUUUAUUUAAUAAUGCACGAGUACGAGAGAUGAAGGUAUCUAAAUACGCUAUAGCACCCCUAGCACAGUAUUUACUGGAUCCACAAACUCGGUCACAGUCUGGUAGGCUUCUUGCAGCUCUUGCUCUUGGUGAUCUCUCCCAGCAUGAAGGACUUGCCAGAGCCAGUAGUUCUGUAUCAGCCUGUCAAGCACUAAUAAGCUUGCUUGAGGAUCAACCAACAGAAGAGAUGAUUAUGGUGGCGAUUUGUGCAUUACAAAACUUUGUCAUGCAUAGUCGUACCAAUAGAAGAGCUGUUGCUGAAGCAGGAGGUAUAUUGGUAAUUCAGGAAAUGCUAUUGUCUGCAAAUUCAGACAUUGCAGUGCAGGCAGCUCUGCUGAUCAAGUUUUUAUUUUCAAAUCAUACACUCCAGGAAUAUGUAUCAAAUGACCUUAUUAGGUCAUUGACAGCUGCAUUGGAGAAAGAACUGUGGGCUAGUGCAAGUACUAAUGAAGAGGUUUUAAGGACCAUGCAUGUCAUAUUCACCAACUUCCCAAAGCUCCAUAUUUCUGAAGCAGCUACACUUAGUAUUCCUCAUUUGGUAGCAGCAUUAAAAUCUGAUAAUGAGGCUGCACAAGAUUCUGCUCUAAACACCUUGUGUUUGCUGAAACAUUCCUGGUCAACCAUGCCAAUAGAUGUCUCAAAAUCCCAAGCAAUCAUUGCUGCAGAAGCGAUACCAAUCCUGCAAAGUCUCAUGAAAACUUGCCCGCCAAGUUUCCAUGAUAGAGCUGAUAGCCUGUUGCAUAGAUUGCCAGGUUGUUUAACUGUUACUAUUAACCGUGCAAAAAACCUAAAGCAAGUCAUGGGAGGUACAAAUGCCUUUUGUCGAUUAACCAUUGGUAAUGGUCCUGCAAGGCAAACAAAGGUUGUGAGCCACAACAUGUGUCCAGAAUGGAAAGAAAGUUUUACCUGGGCCUUUGAUAUACCACCGAAGGGCCAGAAGUUGCACAUAAUAUGCAAAAGCAAAAGUGCAUUUGGAAAGACAACUCUAGGGAGGGUGACAAUCCAAAUUGACAAAGUUGUGAGUGAAGGGACAUACAGUGGUGAAUUCAGCCUGAGACAUGAUAGCAACAAAGAUGGCUCCUCGCGAACAAUUGAAAUUGAGAUUACUUGGUCGAAUAGGUUAUCAGAUGAAACUGUGUGAAAGAAGUUAAAUCAUCCUCACAUGACUAAACACAAAAUAGCUCCUGAAAAGCUUUUCAACCAUGUUUUGGAGAAACUGCUAUAUUGCAACCUUUCAUGAUGCAAAUGGAUGUUCGCUGGUCAGUAACUGAGUAUGCAUAUUGGCAGAAUGAUCACUUUGGUAGCUCUGGUAAAUUUCUGACCUUGAAAAAUGCAAAUGGUUGAAAUAUUUUUAGAGGCAAAGAAAACGGAGAGACUUUAUUAUGUUGGGGUGGAGGGAGAGAGAGAGAAGGGGGGGGGGGGGUGGAGGCGAAAUCAUCGCUGGAUAUUGCAGUAAGUUUUGUUGUACAGUUAACCCUGUAAAUGCUGCUAUAUGUAUGUUCACAGAAGAAUAGCAUAAUUGCAAGGGGAAUGAACUUUGACCUCAACAGCUCUUUUUCAUGGCCAAAGGGGUCGCAGCUGUUUGCUUCACUUUUGUAUACUCCAAGAUAUGUUUCCAAUUAAAAGCAGCAGUAGUUGCAAAUGUAAUUAUGCAAGAAAUGAGGUGUCAAAUUUCUAUACCACCUGUAUAUGGUCUCCAGUUUGUUCUAAACUGCAUUAUUUUCUCUUCAAGGCUAA
Coffea eugenioides is the source of this 2738-nucleotide messenger RNA. RefSeq names its product protein CELLULOSE SYNTHASE INTERACTIVE 3-like. Gene Ontology annotation, cellular component: cellulose synthase complex. The coding region runs from base 1 to 2142 and encodes 713 amino acids. The record is from RefSeq and is a predicted model, not a curated record. Gene Ontology annotation, molecular function: microtubule binding. Gene Ontology annotation, biological process: anisotropic cell growth; regulation of cellulose biosynthetic process. NCBI's taxonomy places the organism in Eukaryota, Viridiplantae, Streptophyta, Magnoliopsida, Gentianales, Rubiaceae. The transcript has 4 exons.